CCCAAUCGCCUGCCUUGCUUCUUGCCUUGGAAACCACACAAGCACAACCUACCACAAGCCAGUCACAAAGUCACAAAAGCUUCAACUCACUCUCAACGUCCACACCACCAACAACCACACAUAGCACCAACCACCGUCUCUCUUUGCACUUUCCUUCUCCUCCCUCCUCCCUCCUUUCCUUCUGCCAGUCUCCCAGUCUCCCAGUCCUGCUCUCGCUCCCUCCUUACCUAGGUAGUGUGGCUGGACUGACUUCACUGCCCAUCGGCUGUGCUGUGUCUUGCACUCUCUUAUGUAGACUCUUGCACUCUACGCUCCACUACACGUCGCUCGUAGCCUGUUGCAGUGUCGCCUUCUUGCUUCUGUUGCUCCCCUUUGUGCGUGCUUGCUCCCUUCUUGUCUCUCCUUUCCGUUUUUGUUCUCCCUUUGCUCUCCUUUUCUGGCGCACACCUCCAGACCUCCCUGCUCGGUUGGUGUUUUCUCUUGCUCUCUCCCCGUUCCGGUUCCCGCCACCACCACCAGCCUUCUACCUUCUUCCCACCCCCUCUCUCUCCUUCUACCCCUCUGCCAAUCCACCACCAACCCCACCAUGCCAAAGAAGAAAGGGAAGGGAAAGAAGAAGGGAAAGAAGGGAAAGAAGUCUGCUUCCUCCGCCGACCCACUACUGCUGCGCAUGCAGCAGAUCAUCGAUGACACAGCGUCGCGCAAACGAGACGAGAGCCUUCUGUCUGUGGAAUGGCUAGAGCCCUGUCGCGAAUGGUUCAAGGAGAAUGUGGCCCGCGUCUUUGAUGAGCUUCGUGGCGUCGACAAGAUUGGAAGUGGAUCUGUGUCUGUUGAGGAGGCUGUGGACGUGUUCACGCAGUUUGGACACAGCAAGGACAACAUGGAGACGCUUGCCAUUGCCAUGGACUUGCAGGACAACGGCUCUGUCGACUACUGCGCACAACCCAAAAUCAACAAGUGCUACGGCGGUGGCUUGCUGGAGCUUGUUGACACUGGCCUUGAGCGCAUAUUGGUCGGACAGCGUCAGGAGCUUGCCGAUAUAGAUGCAGAACACAUUCGAGAGAAGGAUCUGCUGAAGUCCCUUGGCGUCAAGUCGUACCGAUUGUACAAGAAGACAGGCGAGAUGCCGCAGGCACCAGCCGCGCCUGCUGUGCCUGCAGAGACGGGAGACGGCGGCGGCGGUGAAGACGACGACCUCGACCUUGAUCUGGACGAUGACUUGGAUGCUGCGGAUGAUGGUGAUGAAGGUGAUGAAGGUGAUGAUGAUGGUGGUGAUGAUGGUGGUGAUGGGGGUGAUGACGAUGAAGGUGGUGAUGACUGAUGUGGUAGGUAACUUGUGACGCUUUGCUUGUUUGCGUACUUUUUCAACCCAAGUUCGUCUGUUCACUUCCCUUUUCGCUCCCAGCCUUGCUUUCUUCGUGACACCAUCUCACGUGUGUUUCAUAUUGAAAGCAAUUCAUUGUGUAAAAAAGACCAAACCCC
Messenger RNA from Salpingoeca rosetta, 1482 nucleotides. RefSeq lists its product as uncharacterized. The record is from RefSeq and is a predicted model, not a curated record. The transcript has 7 exons. Bases 587 to 1321 code for a protein of 244 amino acids. NCBI's taxonomy places the organism in Eukaryota, Choanoflagellata, Craspedida, Salpingoecidae.